Messenger RNA from Vitis vinifera (wine grape), 1788 nucleotides. RefSeq lists its product as uncharacterized. The transcript has a single exon. Gene Ontology annotation, molecular function: zinc ion binding. The coding region runs from base 1 to 1788 and encodes 595 amino acids. NCBI's taxonomy places the organism in Eukaryota, Viridiplantae, Streptophyta, Magnoliopsida, Vitales, Vitaceae. The record is from RefSeq and is a predicted model, not a curated record.
AUGACAAAUACCGUUCAACUGAAACCAAGCCAGUUCGAACAUUCAAUUGUAGGUAGUGGACAUACCUUCCCAAAUGCGUCGGAGUUUCGAGAUGUAAUCUAUUUGAUGUCUUUGGCUGGAAAAUUUCGAUAUUCUUACAAAAGGAAUAGUCCAAAACACAUGACCGUAUUAUGCACAAUUGCAGAUUGUCCUUGGAAAAUCACUGCGCGUGCAAUAGGGGAUUCAAACAUUGUUCAAGUACACACAUUCCGAAAUGUGCAUAACCAUUGCUUGGAAGAUGUUGUCUCGUCUCAGCCUUUAGUGAGAUCCACUUGUGUAUCGUUGGUCAUUGAUGAUGUCAUUCGAUCUACUCCUGAAUACCAACCAAGCCAAAUUUGUAAGGACUUUGUAAGGCAACAUGGCAUCCACUUAACUUACCUACAAGCAUGUCAAAUGAAGGAGAAGGCUAAGGAGCGCAUUUAUGGACAACCCAAGAAUUAUUACAAAUUGUUGCCAUGGAUGUGUGAAAGAAUGCUUGCAACAAAUCCGGGAUCGAGUGUUGAGUUGAGUUAUUCCGAUGAUGACCAUUUUGCGAAGCUUUUUGUUUCUCAUUCAAUAUCUAUCGAAGGGUUUGUAAGGGGGUGUCGACCAAUCAUUGCAAUUGAUUCGGCCCAUAUGAGUGGGCCUUAUGGCGGUGCUCUAUUUUCAACCACCUCUUACGAUGCUAAUGACUCCAUGUUCCCCUUAGCCUUUGGAGUGAUGAGCUCGGAAAAUUAUGAAGAUUGGUUAUGGUUCUUGGAAAAACUGAAGAUAGUUGUGGGAAACAAGGAAGUUAUUAUUAUCUCAGAUAGACAUCAUGCUUUGCUUCGUAGUGUCCCUGAGGUGUUUGGCAUUGAAAACCAUGCUUAUUGCUACCAUCACCUGAAGGAGAUUUGUAGUAGUUUCUUGUCCAAGCAUAACACACGAGGGAACAAGGGUAAAGAAAAUGCAUUGCAAUUCCUAGAUAGCAUUGCGUAUGGAAGGUUAGAACAUGAUUAUAACAUUUCCAUGUUUGAACUAAAAAAAUACAACGAGGCUUUAGCCACAUGGGUUGAAGAAAAUGCGCCGCACCAUUGGGCCAUGUCAAAAUUCCCAAAACAAAGAUGGGAUAAAAUGUCUACGAACCUUGCCGAGUCAUUUAAUGCUUGGUUACGGAUUGAAAGACAUCACUCUAUUUGUAAUUUUUUAUUGGAGCACAUGUCCAAGUUAGCUUCUAUGCUUGUGAAGCAUCAAGAAGAGUCCAAGAAUUGGAAAGAGUGUAUAGGGCCAAAAAUUAAAGCUAAGGUGCAGGAAAAUAUUGCAAAGGGUGCGGUGUAUCCAGUCACACCAUUCAAGAAUGGAGUAUUUGGGGUAUGUAUCGGGAGAGCCUUGUUGAAUGUAGACAUUCUGAACCGUACAUGCACUUGUAGGGGUUGGCAAAUGUUGGGAAUCCCUUGUGAGCAUGCCACAGCCGUCAUUAUUUCCAUUGGUCAAAAUGUUACUGAUUUCGUCGAUGAUUGCUACAAAUACCCAAUGCAAGAGUUGAUAUAUGGGGGCUCUUUCUCCGGCAUAGAGACCCAUGACAUGCCUACUGUGGACGAUGAUGGUUUGGUUCGAUCUAUCACCGGGGAGGUGUUCUUCUCUCUAAAGCCUCCACAUACAAAGCGCCCUCUCGGAAGGCUAAGGAAGAAGCGCAUUGAGUCCCAAUUUCAAGAUAAACGGACUGUUUAUUGCUCUCGUUGUCAUAUGUCCGGCCACAAUAGAAAAACCUGCAAAAAUCCUUUGCCCUAA